UAAUCCUGUUUGGGUGAUUUUAGGAUAAACUGGGUAGUUUUAGGCUGGAUUUUAGGCGUCUUUUGGACAAUGUUAGGCCCGUUUGGAUGAUUUUAGACCCCUUUUGUGUGGAUUUGAGGCCUCUUUCGCUGAUUUUAGGCCAAACCUGGAGGACUUACGCUGCAUUUGAGACGCUUUUGGGUGAUUUUUGGCCAAACCAGUCCCCUUUAGGACCGCGCGGCCCUUUGGCCCUGAUCCUUCCUCUCACAGUUCCCGCCCUUCUUUUGACCCCGCCCUUUUCCCCCCACAGUUCCCGCCCUUCCCUUGACCCCGCCCCUUUCCCCUCACAGUUCCCGCCCUUCCCUUGACCCAUCCCCUCCCAGUUCGGGGUUUGGAACGGGGCAGGUGGGGGAAGGAGGGAGGAAGGAAGAGGUGGAGCGGCAGCAGGAAGCAGGAGGAGCUGAAGGAGCGAAUGAAGCGCGCGAGCCCGGAGCUGCCUGAACUCUCAGCCCCCGGGACCAUCGCCCCCCAUCCCGCAGAAUUUCCGAUUCCCAACCCUUGACCAAUGGAGGAGGCGGAGGCUGUGAGGAAGAGGAAGGUGGCCCAGGAGGCCCAGGCAGAGAAGGAGCUGAGGACAGGCACCAGGGAUGACAAAUCCCCAUGGCAGAACCUUGUGGAAGAGGCUGUUUGCAGUGGCUCCACGGCACAGGAAUCCAAUGGGGAGGAAAAACUGCGGAGAUCCCGCAGGAGGGGAGACUGCAAACGCAGAUCGCGGGGAUCUGAGGAGGAGAGCUUCAUCCUGGGCCAGGCAGGCGGUCAGAGAUCGAGGCAGAGCUCGGAUGUGGCUGUCCGUGAGCGGCUUCAUGAUGGGGAGAAGCGCCACAAGUGCUUGGAGUGUGGGAUGAACUUCAGAUGGAGGCACAGCCUGAUCUGCCACCAGAUGAUCCACACUGGGGAACAGCCCUACGAGUGUGGGGAAUGUGGGAAGAGAUUCAGAGCCAGAUCCAGCCUGAUCCGCCACCAGAUGAUCCACACUGGGGAGAGGUCCUACGAGUGUUCUGAGUGUGGGAAGAGGUUUCAGACCAUCCAUACCCUGAUCCGUCACCAGGUGAUCCACACCGGAGAGCGGCCCUACAAGUGUAAUCAAUGCGGGAAGAGGUUUCAGUUCACCUCCACUCUCCUCGUGCACCAGCGCACACACACAGACGAGAAGCCCUUCCGCUGCCCUGACUGCGGGAAGGGCUUCAGGCAAAAUUCCCAUCUUGUCAGGCACCGGCGCAUCCACACUGGGGAGAGGCCCCACGAGUGUGAGGAGUGUGGGAAGAGCUUUAGCCGGAGCUCCCACCUGAUCUGCCACCGGAGGACCCACACUGGAGAGAGGCCCUACAAGUGUGAAGAGUGUGGGAAGAGCUUUAGGAAGCAUGCCAACCUGAUCUGCCACCAGAACAUCCACACUGGGAAAAGGCCGUACAAAUGUGGAGAGUGUGGGAAGGGCUUCAAUCAGCGUGCCAACCUGAUCUGCCACCAAAUGAUCCACACUGGGGAGAGGCCCUACGAAUGCUCUGAGUGUGGGAAGAGGUUUCCCACCAGCACCACUCUCCUCAACCACUACCAGACACACACAGAGGAGAGGCCUUUCCACUGCUCCGAGUGCGGGAAGAGCUUCAGGCAAAACUCUGGCCUCAUCAUCCACCGGUGCAUCCACACCAGGGAGAGGCCGUACAAGUGUCAGGAGUGUGGGAAGAGCUUCUCGCACAGCUCAGCCUUGACCAAACACCAACAGAGGCACCAGUAAGGGAAGCCCUGUGAGUACCCUGAGUGUGGGAAGAGCUUCAUGCACUGCUCCAACUCCAUCCCCCACUUCAGGACCCACAUUGGGCAGAGCCCUGGUGACCCACGUUCCCCGGGAUCCAUGUUGGGAUGACACCUGGCUGGUUAUCCUUUUGUUUUGGGCUUAAUUUUUGUCUCUUCUCCAUCUGUUUGUGCUCUAAAAGCCAAGAGGAAUUGAUCUGUCACCUCAAAACCUCUCAAAUCCCACUGAAAACACCCCAAUUUUAACCCAGAAGAGCGCAAUCCCAAUUCAAAGUGGAUCCUCAAAGCAAUUCAAUCCCACGCGAACCUUAUUGGAUUCCACAGCCACCAGGGUGACAAGGGGUUGGAAGGAGAUUGGGAGAAGUGGGAUGCAAAUUUGGAGUGGUGGGAUUGGGAUUGUGUGGGGCUGGCUGGGUGGGAUGUAUUUGAUAGUAAAUAGAACUUUCACAAUUCUUGAUUUCUGUCCCAUUCACUUUCAGUCAGUUCCAGUUUUGUUUUCAGUGGCACCUUCUCAGCUGACUGUGUUUGUGUUCUCCUUGCGGGAGACUCCUGGAUUCUUUGUAUCAGGGUAGAUGCCUGGAACUAGACUCAGACGCUCUGUAAAUGCUAAAAGCUACAGUUGCAGUUUAUUAUAAGAGAGUCUGCAAGGAGCUGCCCGGCACAGCCACAUGCAGAUUAAAGAGAUAAAACGGGGGAAUGAAAGAGAGAAGGGGGAGGGUAGAGAGAGAGAGUAAAGAGGGUAAAGAGAGGAAGAAAAAGAGGAAGAAGAGAGCGACUUCCCGUUUGUAACACAAUAAAUCCAUUUCCUUCAUGAAUAUUCUGAUCCCUAAGAACCAAUCUAAUACAGAAUACUAAUUCUAUAGCAUUUACAUACAGCCUAUAGGAAUCCUUAUAUUAGCAUAGUUUGUGACAUUCUAAACUCUAAGAUCUAAUCUUUGGGUGCUGGCCAGUCUUUUGUGUCUUUUGGCCUUGCCCUCUGGUCAAGAGCAUUGUUUUGACAAGAGUGGAUUACCUUCAGCGGGCCAUCCUAUUGUGUACCUGGUUAUUUAGUAACUGGGGCUUGGUAUCUCAAACGUGGCUUUCAUUUCAAUUUCAUUCAUGUUUUCUAUAUUCCCAGAAUCUGAGCACUCAUAUUUGCAAGAUUCGUCCGUUUCAUAUUCUCCAACACUACUUUUUCUCCUGCCUCUCUCUGCCUGCUCUGUUUCUGUCUUAGUGUCUCCCUUGACCCAGGGCAGCUCCCAAAGACCCUCUGCUGAUCUAAUUCCCAAUGCAGGAGGUCCAACAGCCAUGGGUGAAGUUAUGAAGGCUGGCAGUGAAAUGUCCCUGUAAGAUCUUGCUGCACUUGGCUUUUGGCCCCUUCUGAAGAGCUUUGCCUUCAAGGGCAGGAGCAUUUGUUCCUGUCUGGGAAUUGGAAUUCCAGACCCUGGGAGUGUGAGCCAUGCAGGACCAUCCAGACUGUGAUGAUGUGGACGGGGAUCACAUGGACUGAGAUCCUCCAGACUGGGACUGCACAGACUGGGACCAGAUGGAUCAGGGCCAUACAGACUGGAAAUGUACAAACUGGGAUCAUAUUGACUGGGAUUGUGCAAACUGGGAUCACACAGACUAGGAUUGUACAACCUGAGAUCACAUGGACCGGGAUUGUACAAACUGGGAUCAUAUCCACUGGGAUUGUAGAAACUGAUAUCUCAUGGACUGGGAUUGUACAAUCUCAGAUCACAUGGACCGGGAUCGUACAAACUGGGAUUACAGGGCUGGGUGUAGUAAUGUAUCUGAAUAGUCUAAGCCUUAAGUUAUAUCGGGUACACCAGCCAAACUAUAUUUAGCUGUUUUUCUGCAUAUUUUGCUGUUUUUCUUCAUGCCUAGCUUUUUUUCUAUAUACCUAUCUGUUUUUCUGCAUAUUUCUUAGUUUAGACCAAUGUUUAUAACAGAUGCACUGGAUGAGCUAUUUUUAAGUGUUUUUCUGCAGCCUCUCUUACUUGUUGGGACUCUUCAAGGCUGCUACAACAUAAAUUGUACUAAAUCAGGAAAAAAAAGACUGAAAAACAAAAUCCCAGUAUUAAAAGACCCAAGAUAAAAGUGAGCAGUAAAGUUCUGAACAACAACAAAUUAUCUCACCAAAGGCGCUCGUGCAAGGCGCAUAGACAGCAUAGAAACACCAAUCAAAAAAUACGUGAUUGCGUGGACAGUAGCCUUAAAAUGUAUAACUAGAACUAAACGUAAACAGUAAAUAAUCUUCUGCAUACUCAAUUUGUUAUCCAGAAGUCCUUGUCUCCUACAGCUAGGAUUGUACAAACUGAGAUCACACAGACUGGGAUUGUACAAAUUGGAUUCAUUUGGACUGGAACCAUAUGGACCAGGACGGCUGUACUGGAACGAUGCAAACCAAGGCCAUCCUGUCCCCCCCCAGGGGUCCCUCCCAGUCUCACCCAGUCCCGCACAAGGAUGCAGUCAAAACUCCUGGGAGUGAACGCACUGUCCUAGAGCGCUCCUGGUGUCGGUCUCUGUCCUGGUCUUGAUCUCGAUUUCAGUCUUGGAGCAGUCCCAGAGCGCGCCCAGUGCUGAUUCUGGUCCCAGUCUGAAUCUUGGUCCUAUAGUGGUGCCAGUCUUGGUGCUGGUGCCGGUUCCAUUUUCAGUCUCGGUCUCAGUCUUGAUCUUGGUCUUGGUCUUGGUCUCAAUCUUGGAGCUGUCUCAGUCCCAGUGCUGGUACUGGUACCAGUGUUGGUCGCGGGGUGCUCCCAGUGCCAGUCUCAGUCUCUGUCCUAGACCCGGAGCAGUGCCAGUCUUAGUGCUGGUUCUGAUGACAGUCUCAGUUCCAGAGUUCUCGCAGUGCUGGUCUCAGUCCUGGAGCAUUCCCAGUGCUGUUCCUGGUUCUGAAGCACUCCCAGUCCCAGUCCCAGUGUCUAUCUUGGUCUCAGUCACGGUCCCAGUCCUAGUUUUGGGGCCAGUCUCAGUCCCAGUCCCUGUGCCACUUCCAAAGCGGUGCUCAUCUUGGUUCCAGUGUCGGUUCUGGUCCCAGUCUUGGUCUCAGUCUCAUUCUGAUUUCAGUCUCAUUCUUGGUGCUGGUGCCAGUUCUCAUUCUUGAUGCAGGUGUUGAUUCUGAUGCUAGGUUCCGUCUCAGUAUCAGUCUGAAUGAUUUCAGGCCCAUUUGGGUGAUUUUAAUAUAAACACUGGGCAGAUUUAUGCUAGAUUUUAGGUCCGUUUGGAUGGGACUGGGUAGUUUUAGGCUGAAUUUUAGGCCUGUUUGGGUGAUUUUAGGCCCAUAUGAGUGGAUCUUAAGCCUGUAAUAAUGAUUUCAGGCCCCUUUUUUCUGUGAUUUUAGGCCCAUUUGGGUGGAUUUUAGGCCUCUUUGGGUAAUAGUAGGUCAAACCAAGUCCUUUUAGAGUGAUUUUGGCUCCCUUUGGGUGGGUUUCAGGCUAGUUUGUGUGUAUUUAGGUCCCUUUGGGUGAUUUUAAGGUGAAACUGGGUAUGUUCUAGGGUGGAUUUUAGGCCCGUUUUGGUGAUUUUAGUCAAAACCAGGUAAUUUUAGGGUGGAUUUUAUGGCCAUUUGGGAGAUUAAAGGGUGAAUUUAGGCCAUUUUGUGUGGGUUUAAAACCAGUUUGGGUAAUUUUAGACAAUUUGGUUAGACUUUAACCCCAUUUGGCUGAUUUCAGGCAUAGCCAUGGGGAUGGAGGGUAGAUUUUAGACCAAACCUGAUUUUGGCCGAUUUUAGACCAAACCAGAUGGGUUUUAGGGUGGAUUUUAGGCCCCUUUGGACAACGUUAGCCCAUGUGGAUGAUUUUAGACCCCUUUUGUAUGGAUUUGUGGGCCCUUUGGCUGAUUUUGUGCCAAACCAGGUGGAUUUAACCUGCAUUUGAGGUCCUUUUGGGUGAUAUUAGGCAAAACCAGGCCCCUUUAGGACCACACGAUUUGUGCUAAUUAAAUUGUAACUAUAUUAGCAAAAUUGUUGCUUUAUAAUUAAUAGAGAAAUUGUAUUUAAUUGUUAUAAAGUAAAAAGGAUAAAGGAAAUGGUUAAACAAAGCAGAUGGAAUCAUCCUCCAAAUGUUUGGUGGGAGUGAGGGUAGUAAGGGUAUAGGUCUAAGAACAGCAUCUAGAAAUAAAACUUUCUACCUCGAAUUGGGCCAAAUAGGAAUGAUUCCAGGCAUUAGACACUUGGACAAGACUUGUUAUGAGAACAUAGCUUAAUUAUAUAGCCCUAAGCUUAACGUGCUUGCGCUACUUGCAAGGUCAAACUUUGGACACUGAGGAAGACCCAGAGCCUUCAUCGGAAACAAGACCCUCGAAAGGAGGAGAGACCCCCGACCCCUGGUGAAGCAUGCGCAACACAACAUAGUGAUGUAGAUUUUGGGACUAGAAACUAGGAGGAGCUUUCCAGAACAUUCUGUAUUAAUAUGUAUUAGUAAAUGGUAUAUAAGUGAGAUUUUAGCUUGACUGAUUUGGUAUGGUGUGAGAGGAAUGGCCCUACCCAUACCCCCGGUCAGUGUAACCCCUGGUCGGUUUUGCUUAUACUCUAUUUGAACAAAACCUCAAUUAUACUAAAUUACUCACUGCCAAAUUUUGUAUUUACUUAACUAAUAUAAUUGCUGCUAUUAUUAAUAAAUUGCUGCU
Molecule: messenger RNA, 6399 nt
Organism: Oenanthe melanoleuca
Lineage: Eukaryota; Metazoa; Chordata; Aves; Passeriformes; Muscicapidae
Product: zinc finger and SCAN domain-containing protein 2-like
Exons: 3
Coding region: 545-1774 (409 amino acids)
Source: RefSeq, a predicted model, not a curated record